CCGGACUUUUAUUUUGAAAUUCAGUCUCAGUGUCCGGAAGUCAUCAGUGUUCACUGACUGCAGUGAUGAUGGCAGCCUCUGCAGAUGUCCACGUACGAAUAUGUGAGCAAGAAAUCAUCAAGUUUGACUUAGAAAUAAAAGCUUUCAUCCAGGAUGUCAGUGAAUGCACAGGACCACAAAGCAAACUGUCGGAUUUAAAUUAUAAAGUGAAAGAGAAAUUCAAUAAUCUGAGACAACGGAUCCAGGAUCUGGAGCAAAUGGGAAAAGAACAAGACAAAGAGUCCGACAAGCUGGAUCUUCUCAAUAAAGUAGAAAGACAUCAGAAACAGAUGCUUAGUAAUCAGACAGCAUGGAGAAAGGCAAAUCUUGCCUGUAAACUGUCCAUCGAUAAGCUGGAGAAAGAAGAUUUAUUAAAUUCAGAGAACAUGUCUGUAAGACACAGGAAAAUGACAAAAGAGAGCCUGGCUCAGACCUCCAGUGACAUAACCGAGAGUUUGAUGAGCAUCAGUCGGAUGAUGUCACAACAAGUUCAGCAGAGUGAAGAGACCAUAAGCUCACUUGCAACUUCAUCAAGGACAGUGCAGGAAACCCACGAAGAGUUUAAAGCUAUGUCAGGAACCAUACAGCUGGGCCGAAAACUCAUCAUUAAGUACAAUCGGCGGGAACUUACAGAUAAGCUGCUUAUUUUCCUGGCUCUCGCUCUCUUCUUGGCUACAGUAUUGUACAUUCUGAAGAAAAGACUGUUCCCUUUCUUUUGAGUAAAGACCAAAAUAUGCAUAAAAUGUUGUAUCUGACAGUACAGGUUAAAUGUCCACAUCGUUUCAAAAUGAGUAGAAUUGCACAUUGAUGAGAUAUAGUACACAAAAGUGAAAAUUCUGUCAUCAUUUACUCACCCUCAUGUUGUUUUAACAACGUAUGAGUUUCUUUACCAGCGUCUUGUGUUUCACUUAUUGGGUGAGCGAUGCUUUUUAAGCUUUUUCUUUUUAGUUAAACUUUGAUUUAUUCUUUAUGAUUGAAAGGACUGAGAUACUAAGAUGUCACCACAAAGCAGAAAAUGUAGUUUUUACUAGUAAAUCUGUAACUAAUUUGUCGUUGCAUGUCAUAUGUGCCAUUCUUUAAUUUAUGAUGUACCAUGAUUCUUUAUUACUUUUAACAAAUAUUUUAUAUAUUUAUUUACAUUGACGUUGUAUUUAUCACAGUUAUAAUUAUCAAAUAUUCUCUGCAGUAUAAUUGAAAUGUUUGCAGAAUUGGGCAUACUUGAAUUAAGUCAUCUACCCACAUAAUUUGGAGUAAGUUAUUUUACAAAAACUUUGUGCUCCAUAAUAUAUAUACAUAUAUAUUUAAUAUUUAUUAUGCCAUUUUGGACGCGCCAGGGGGUCCGCAGAGUUUAAGCUAAAAAUUCAAUAACAUAUCUGAGUUUUAAAAUAUAUCUUAGCUUAUACCAAUUAGAAACAGAGUUUGUCCAUGAUACAACUAAUGUUACUUUAUAACUUUGUUUUUAAAUUCCUAUAAAUUCCUAAAGAAGCUGAAAGAUUAAGUCUCCAGUUAAAAGGUAUGGUUCUUCUGCAUCAAAAACAUUGGCAGUAGGUUUUGUUUUGUUAAAUGGGGAUUUAAUGCCUAAAAGUAAAAUACAGAUUUACGUUCAGAAUGCCCUUUUGUAGGAAUCCAGAUAUUCAAUAGACAUAUUUUGCCCUACAUCAGGGGUUUUUAAAUGUUGUGAUGCCAACGACCACCAAAUAUGAUUUUUUGAAUAAAAUAAAAAAUAAUUGAUUUGAAAUAAUUUUUUUUGUGAGGGACCCUUUCCUAAAUAUCAGUAUGUUUAUAUUUUUAUGUAUAAAGAAAAAUUUAAACUGUGCUACCUAAGCACUGUAGAGAAAGAAAAAAAUUAGAAACAAUAAACAAUUCUUGAAAGUAGGUAUGUACCACGAAAUAAAAGAUAAACACUUAUUAUAGAAAUAAAACCGUAAUAAUACUCUGUAGAUGUUUGCAAUUUUGAUUUUGUCAUUUUUGCUCUGAAAUUUUCACAUAGGAUUUUUAAAUAAAAUGUUAAGACAAAGCUUAA
This is a messenger RNA of Misgurnus anguillicaudatus (oriental weatherfish), 2062 nucleotides long. RefSeq names its product vesicle transport protein SEC20. NCBI's taxonomy places the organism in Eukaryota, Metazoa, Chordata, Actinopteri, Cypriniformes, Cobitidae. Gene Ontology annotation, molecular function: SNAP receptor activity. Gene Ontology annotation, cellular component: SNARE complex; endoplasmic reticulum. The record is from RefSeq and is a predicted model, not a curated record. Gene Ontology annotation, biological process: retrograde vesicle-mediated transport, Golgi to endoplasmic reticulum.